Molecule: messenger RNA, 941 nt
Organism: Gopherus evgoodei (Goodes thornscrub tortoise)
Lineage: Eukaryota; Metazoa; Chordata; Testudines; Testudinidae
Exons: 2
Coding region: 232-840 (202 amino acids)
Source: RefSeq, a predicted model, not a curated record
CUCCAGCCGUAGGAAUUAUGAUACCUACAGACAGAUUUCACGAUGCAUGACAGAAAGGGGCCAUGACCGAGACACAUUGCAGUUCAGAAUCAAAGAGAAGGACCUGCAGAAUGCACACAACAAAGUGUAGGAUGCAAACCACUGCUCCGGUUCUACAAAGAGCUGGACACAAUACUCAGCGGCAACUCCAUCUCCACUGUGAAGACCACUGUAGAUACUUCAGUGGCUUGCAUGCCAGUCGAAAGUGAAUGGAGCCAAGAGGAGGAAAUCUUGGAUGAGGAGGGGGACCCAGAGGAAGAGGAUGACUCUGAGGUCAGAGAUGCAUGCAGCCAGGAGUUCUUUUCUGCCCCAGAAGAGGCUAGCCAGUCUCAGCUAUCGGAUGUUGGUGAAGUGCAAGCAGGAGAGGAGGCCCCUGAGAUGACCUUGAGAACCCAGCCUCCCUCUUUGUUAUUGGCAGCAGAAUGGCUGUGCAGAAUUAGAAGGCAGCCCAGAAGAGCUAAGGAGGACUUUCUGCGUGAUGUUAUGGUGCACUCCGCCACCAAGAAACAGGAAUUGAAGGAGCGGCAGGACAGCGAGAAGAGGGACGGAAAGGAGAUCACGGCACGCCGGAAUGAAGGCACGGAGUGGCUCUUAAAAGUUAUGGAGCACCAAGCAGACACACUCCAGGCGAUACUAGCUCUACAAACCAAGCAGCUUCGCACCCGCCCUCCCCCACAGCCGCUGUCACAAAACUCUUUCCCAUGCUCCCCCCAGACACCACCAACACACUCUUAUCAACUUCCUGACUCCAGUCUAUACCCAGCAUUCCACUUCUCCCCCCUCACAAUUCAGCACUGCUGACUCCCACUGCACUCUCACCCAUCUCUCUGCAGUUUGGCCCUGCUGAAGUACAGUACCCACUGCACUGUACUCCAAAGGAGGUUGGAUAUGAUCCCUGGACA